Drosophila kikkawai is the source of this 584-nucleotide messenger RNA. RefSeq names its product ATP synthase, subunit G-like (gene ATPsynGL). Lineage: Eukaryota; Metazoa; Arthropoda; Insecta; Diptera; Drosophilidae. Gene Ontology annotation, biological process: proton motive force-driven ATP synthesis. Gene Ontology annotation, molecular function: proton-transporting ATP synthase activity, rotational mechanism. The record is from RefSeq and is a predicted model, not a curated record.
AGCCUUCCUUUGUUAAAAACGUCAAACAUUUGGCAAACUUUACAACUCUAGUUUUGUGAUAACUUUCUACGACAACGACUUGUCAUCCUGAAAUUGUGCUAAAAAAGAAAUCCAACGAAAUUAUUAUUUCUGUAUUUUAUUUUCACUAACAAAGAUGAGUCAAUUAGUGGCCAAGGUUCAGGCUCUGGCCAAUAAAAUGGUGGUGGCUGCUCGUCCCCAGUUGGCCGAGUUCUGGCGCUAUGCCAAAGUGGAGCUAUCUCCACCGCUGCCUGCCGACUUCCAAAAGCUGAAGAAGACCGCCGGGGAAACCGCCUCUGCAAAGGAUGUAAAGGCUCGGCUGGGCAAGUUUAGUAUUGGCCAGGUGACCGUCAGCGAGGCUUGGCUUAAUAUUCUGGUCACCGUGGAGGUGAUUACCUGGUUCUACAUGGGCGAGGUCAUUGGACGUCGUCAUUUUGUGGGCUACAAGGUCUAGGAGAAGAGAAGAAAGGAGUUCCUGGUCUUUUUGUGUUAAAUGUAAAUGCUUUGUUUUGCAUAAAUAUGUUUUUUGUGACCAGGUCAUCUCUGAAAUAAAUGCAUUAAAUGAA